Messenger RNA from Spathaspora passalidarum NRRL Y-27907, 1883 nucleotides. It is a transcript of the gene POL32, whose product is annotated as DNA polymerase delta subunit. The transcript has a single exon. The record is from RefSeq and is a predicted model, not a curated record. Gene Ontology annotation, biological process: nucleotide-excision repair, DNA gap filling; DNA replication; DNA synthesis involved in UV-damage excision repair. The annotation marks the transcript as partial. Gene Ontology annotation, cellular component: delta DNA polymerase complex; nucleus. Gene Ontology annotation, molecular function: DNA-directed DNA polymerase activity. NCBI's taxonomy places the organism in Eukaryota, Fungi, Ascomycota, Pichiomycetes, Serinales, Debaryomycetaceae.
AAACUUACCAACCACCAGGGAUGACCAUGAGUUUGCCACCUAAAGAAGUAGAGUACUUAGCUAAUGAGUUAUUCGAAAACUCCAAACCAGUAACCUACCACAAAUUCUCGCGUCAAGUGAACAUACCAAUGGAAAAAGCCAAGACGUGGUUAUUUGAAUAUUAUGAGAAGAACAAAGACAAAUUGGCAGCAACAUUCUUGAUCUCAGGUGCCACUACAACCGGUCGAUCAAUCAGAUUAUCCAAGGAUGAAUCUAAUUUGGACGAUGAUGUCAAGAAAUUCACUUCAAUUCUGACCAUACAUGUAUAUAGUGUCUCCCAACGGAAACUCAAUUUCUCCAAUAGCGAUCUUGCCCUUGAAGAGUCAAGGUUUCCAAGUCAUAUAUCCAAUCUUGAACAGUAUGAAAAGAAUGGAAUAAUCAAAGGUCCUAAGAUUGUUGUCAGCGCAAACUUACCUGCUGUUGCCGGCAAACCUCCUGUGCCAGCUCCAGCUGCUAAGAAAACAACCUCAGAAGACAAGCCAAAACCAGCAGUAAGAAGUGCGACUAUCUCAUCUUCAUACGUAUCAAGAAAACAACAACAUACAGAACAAAAGAACACCAUUCUGUCUCAUUAUACCUCCCGUAAGAAGGAAAAGGAAAUUCCCCAAAAGCGAGCAGCAACUGAACCAAGCUCUUAUCUAUACAAGUCUAGAAAACUAGACUCUAAAGCACCAAGGGAAAGAGUUAUAAUCGCCGACGAUAAUAACGAUGAUUUCGAAGAAGACACUCAACCUACAAGUCGCGGUAAGACCCCUACUAUUGAACUUGAAAAACUAUUUGAAGAUGAAUUUAGUGAUUCUGAUGAUGCCAAGGAGGAAGUCGAAAAGGAUGAGCCUAUAUUGAUAUCAGAACAGCCACAAAAGGUGUCCCCACCUCCAGAAGAGAAGCAAGCUGAGCCAGAACCUAUUGAAGUAGAAGAUAUUGAAGCUAGUCCUACUCCCGAAACUCAAGAAAUCGAAGAACCAAUGGAAGAAAAUGCAAUUGAAAAGAAAGUAGAUGAUGAUGGGUAUAUUACUACUACUAGAAAGGCAAGACCUAUAACUAAACCAUCUAAACCAGCUAAACCAGCACCUCGCACAGCUGCAAGAAAGGGUCCAGUUGCCAAACCAACUGGAAAGAAAGGCGGAGAUGGUAAGAAGGUUCAAGCAUCCCUUAUGAGUUUCUUCCAGAAGAAGUAAAUACAAACCAGAGGUUUCCUUGUGUAGUUGUGUAUACUAAAAGAAAGAUCUAAUAUAUUUUUGCAAUUUGUACACAAAUUGGUUGCAUGCACGACAUGCAAGAUGAUGAAAAAUUUGCAAUCGGAUUGCAAUGACCACGAAUACUAUGACGUACUUGUGCUUUUGUUUUACUGUUUAAUAUAGAUCAAACGUUUAAAAGCAGGUACUCAACUUCUUUGAUGUAUCAUAAAUAUAUAAAAGAUAGAAACACUUCUAGAUCAAUCAUCCCAUGCUCUAACAUUCAAGUUAAAUUUACACUCUAAACCAUGUCAUCUAAUACCUAUUCCCGAAUCAGAUGAAACAUAUUCAUAACUGGUUCCCUAACUGGAAUCAGAUUUUGAAUUGACAGGGAUGAUUAUGAAUGUUUCACAUUGUUUAAAUCACAAUUAGAUUUCCCAAAUCAGAUAAUGAUUGUUUCUUCACAUGAAACUUGGCUCUAUACUAAACUGUAACAGAGUACAACCAAGAGAAUUACAUCACCGAGUUAUAGUCAGUUCCUUUGAACUAGACGCAGAUCCAUAGGAACCUGUCACAAAGAAACCUCACCAAGUGUUGUCUUCAUACCUGAGGCGUAUAAAACGUAAACAAUGCAUGAGAUUUUUAAAAAAAUACCUUGUAAAAUAUUUU